Molecule: messenger RNA, 4658 nt
Organism: Trichoplusia ni (cabbage looper)
Lineage: Eukaryota; Metazoa; Arthropoda; Insecta; Lepidoptera; Noctuidae
Exons: 12
Coding region: 453-2870 (805 amino acids)
Source: RefSeq, a predicted model, not a curated record
AAUAAUAAUAAUUAUAAUUUUGUACCUCUGACAGCAGUAAUGUUCAUUCACGAUUAGAUUUUAUCGAUGUUGACAUUUGGUAUGGAAACGUGCAACACUAUAAACGUAAUAUUGCAUUAUUAUCUGUGUCGAUGGAUAUGAUGUGCAUUGCUUUCGCUUCUACAAUAAAUGAUAGCAAAUAAUUAUAGUAAAAUAUUAUGAGCUAAUUAAAUAUUCAUUACCUUUACUUCGUUAUAACAGUGGUAACCGAGUUGUUUGUGUUUGAGAUUUAACUCAAUAUAUGUGGUCGCGUAGUCAAGUGUCCUACAUUUCAACACUUUUUAUUCAAAUGGAAGAGAGUUGUGUACAUGUAAUGUUUCUGUUUAAGGGAGUGACUUAAUGUUAUAUUUGUGAUGGAAUAUUUCUUUAGAAAACCGCUCGUUCGGAUUGGCAUUGAUUGACAAACACUUGUUAUGUAUACUUUAAUAGAGAUAGCUCUAAGUGUGGGGGUGCUUGUCACUCUCAUUACAGUACUUUCAGCAUGUGUCUGUGGCUGCAAGAACUCCAACCAGAAAAGUGAGUUGGUUGGUACGGCCGGUGUGGUCAAAAUUCGUUUUGAUGAGGAGGCACCAUCUCCAACGCCUACCACUCCGGCCUCUAUCAAGCGGGCGUCUACGCAAAACAGUCAAAGAAGUUUGCCGGAGAUACCUCAGCCCGUUGGACGGAACGACAGCGGAGACACUGCCUCAGAAAUAUAUGCCACCGUGAAUUUGGAUGAAGGUAGCAAGACGGUAGCUACAGCUUCGACUAGCCGUGAUCAUCCCUACGAACAUGCCUACGCUAAACUACAGAAUGAGAGUCAUAUCCUUGUUGAAGUGACUACUGAUCAAUCAUCCGAACGGGAAAUACAAAUCGAUGAGAGAGAAGUGGGCCAAAACCCUGCAGAAUCGGUAGUAAUAUCGGCGUCGGUGGCGAUAAGCGGGCAGCUACCUUCGAGUCAGGAGCUGCCGUAUAUAACGCCGCCAUCACCACGACCCAAUACCGAUAAUACAACACACUUCAGCGGAGAUUCUACUGAUUCCGCAAAGGGCUACACAAGCAUCUCAGUUCGAGAACCACUGAGUAACAUCAGGGCUCAGAGCAGCAAGCCGCCGUCACAACCACACUAUGCAACAGUAUCAGACGAUUCUGAUGAGAUGUACGCUGCAAUUGAGGAAGCAAGCGUGGGCGAGGGUUCGGACACAUACGCACAGAUCGGGGCCGAGCCACGCCGGCGGGACCCUACACCCGACUUACUACACUCAGACCCCGCUCACGUCACCCGAAGAAGUGCACCACCUGAAAUUGGCGCUUCGACGUCGCAUGCUACACACUCUAGACAAGCGUCGUCCUCAUCAUGCUCCAACUCGACGGGCGCGCUGGGCUCGCCGAAGCCCGAGAAGCGUCAGGCCAACUCCCCGCUGCCGCCCCCUCCGCACACCACGCACACUGGCCACGCCGCCCACACCACGCACACCGGCCACGCUACGCACGCCACGCACACAACGCACGCGCCCCGCCAGCCGGCUAUAGACCAGGCUCUGGCACAACGCCAUCAACGAAUGUCCAGUACAGGUGAUCUUCACUUUAAUCACGAUAAGUUACGGCGCAGCCUCAACGAGAAACAUCAAAGAAACAACAGUUGCGUGAGCUCAUCAGACUUUUAUGGUUGUAACUAUCCCGUCGAGAAACACAGGUUUAGUUCUGGAGAUCUAAUCCGCCCACUUGUUGCCAGAGAACUAAACUUUGAUAUUGAUCAACGUGACGGCCAAGCUGAUAACCUUUACAACUCUAUCGAUGGCCCAGGAUACAGUGACUAUUCAUCAGCUGAUGCCAAUACGAGCUUGAACUCGGAUCACCGGGUUACUGAAAGUCCCUCGCGAAAUGUCGAAGAAAUGUACGCCAAAGUUAUGAAGAAAACUAAAGGCAGAGCUGAGGAUACCACAAGACGAUCAAAAGAAUUCAAAGAAAGUGGAGAACCUCAUACAUCAAAAUACCGAGGUGACGAUCCUGGCUAUGAAACUAUUGACCGCAAGAAGUCCAUUAAUCACGGAUACGAAACGAUUGCACACAAAGAGCGGAAAUCGUCACAAAAUCAAGAUCCUGGAUACGAAACAGUUAAAGACAGAAACAAUAUAGGUGCGAACACAAACUUCUCAAACAAUAACCUAUUGAAACUGAACCACUUGGUCGUCGACAGUGGUCCGAACAGCAUAGUGAGCAGUGACGCUGGAUAUGAACAUAUUUCCAAGACUGAUAACAACGCUUCAGAUUCCGAUCCAAAUUACGAGGUAUUGAGAAACCAACCGCCCACGCCACCUUAUGCAACAAUUGCGCCUAAUUACAAAGUACAACCUACGUACUCAACUGUCAAUAAGAAACCCAGUAAAUAUAAUAAUUGGCCUGCAAACAACAAUGAUGAACCCACCUUAGAACCAAAUUACGAGUCCAUGCCUCACGACCCCCUGUACAAUACAGGCAGUGAGUCAGAUCCCAAUUAUGAAUCUGUCCGCCCCAAGGAUCCCAACUACGAAAGUGUGAAUACACAGGAUCCGAAUUACGAGUCAUUAAGAUGUAAGGAUCCUAAAUACGAGUCGGUUCGAUCAAAAGACUCAAAGUAUGAUUCAGUACGAUCGAAGAAAGAUCCGAAUUAUGAAAGCGUAAAGUAUUUCGAACUAUCCAAGAAGGAACCGCCUUAUGAAAAGGUUCACAGUGAAGGAACAGCGAGCUCUAGCGUUGAGAGGUCAGACUCAGCUGCGGGUUACGAAAAGAUUAGUGUACCAAACCGAAGCGAGCCGAAAAGCAGUAUUAACGGAGGCGAUGCCACCGUCAGCGAUUACUUUCAAGUGUAAAAGUGCAACUGAAGAAUAUUAUAUAUAAACUUUUUUUGUGAACAAUGAAAACAGGAAGUCGAGCUAAUAACAUGAAUAUUUUAUUAACAGUAUUCACAUAGGAUUUUAAGAUUGAGUGCUCUUUAUUUAUUUAUUAAAAUAUUUUAGGGACUGUAUACAGCACCUCAACGAUAGAUAUAAUAAGUAAUAUCUUCCUUAGGUAUCUGUGAUAUAUGUAUGUUAUAAAAAUUUUGAUUUUUGUUUUUAUUUCCAUAAGAUUUUUAUAUGAGCAUUAAUAGACAUUAUAUUAUUCAGAAAACACGAAUAAUUUGUUACGAAAUCUCCAUUUAUUAGUGUGUUCAUGAGUGUGAUUAUUUUCUACACUUUGAUAUUAUGCUGAUUAUAAAAUUGUAUGCGUGUAUUGUAUAUUGCAUGUACAAAAUGUAGAUUGUACAUAUUUUUUUAAUUUUAGGUAAUUUAUGAUGACUAACUUUAUUAUGAACUUUUUAUCGAAAUUGUAUAUUAGUCAUGAAUGUUUUUGAGAAUAAUCUCGUGUCAUGACCAGAUAAUAUAAAAGUGUCGGUAGACUAUAUACAUUUUUCACAUACAUUCCAGUAUUAUAGACCAGAGAAUAUAUCAAUAAAGCUCUGCGAAAUGGUGCUUUCUUUCCCAUGAAUCCUAAUAAAUAUCAAUAUAGAAGCCAUAUUAGACAGACUGUCUGACAUAAUUAUAUGAUAAAGGGUUUCUCCCGCAUAUUAAUCUAGAUCUUCCGACUGGUUUCGGGCCCAACCGGAGUCCUUAAUCAUGAGUUGGUGCAGCGGCGCGGUCGCGAGCCUAACUGUUCAGUUAGUCGAUGUAUAUCGAUAAAUACGCGUGAGAUAAUUAUGUAAUCAUUUCGACAAAGUUUGAAAUCAUUAACUGAACAGAUUUUAAACUUUAUAGAAUAAAAGUCUUAUUCAAUCAUAGCUACCGACACUUUUAUGAUUUAAUCUGUAAGAGAAUUAUUAUUAAGAUCAAGUUUUUGGAGCCUGCAUUUUAGCUUAAGACUGCCUUAUGUGUUUGUUUGUUCAGUGGGUGCAUUAAUAUGAGAAAGGCAUGAAAAAUCGACCGUGCCGCUAAUCGAUAUUUGCUAGAAGUCAACGUUAAUUAAUAUGAUAAUAAUAUAUGUAAUCAAAUCUGAAUAAAAAAUAAAAAAUGAUUCACUUGUAAAUUGACCGCGAUAUUUGCAGUAUUUGCACCCCAGCUGAUAUAAAUAUUAUCAACUUUUGUAACAUAUUGAGGGUUGAUGACUGUUCUCCAUGUAUGUCCAUUCCUUUUUACGUAAUUAGGCACCGACAAGUUACUCUAAUUGGAAAUGUCCCAUGAUAUCAGAAAUUAUACAACAUGUAAUAGAAUUAACGCAAAACCUCGAAAGCUGGCAUACUCAUUAUUACGAACAACUUUUACUAUAGGACCAAUACGGAAAAACAAAUUAUUGUUGUUCAGAAAAUGUUAUCGAGUCGUACGCCCAGAUAUAUGGAGCAUUCGAUAUUUUUUCGCGGUUAUUGUAUUUAUUCCAAUGAUAAAAGUUGUUUAAAAUGAUGAGUAAAAUGACCCCUUGAAAAGUCUUGCGUUUAUUCUGAUACAUGUUGUAUAUUAUGUGCAAAAACAUGAGUCAAACAAUUUCAAAACAAAACCUAAUGCACAAAUAAUUCAUUCCAAUGGCAAUACACAGAUUUUUUACAGUCAUCCACCCCGUAUAAAAUUUCUUAAUAAAAUGAUAAUGAAUAUUAUUAUAUUAUUUAUAGUAUCAGCAAAUAUAAAAUAUAA